Messenger RNA from Vitis riparia (riverbank grape), 1205 nucleotides. RefSeq names its product quinone oxidoreductase PIG3-like. The transcript has 6 exons. NCBI's taxonomy places the organism in Eukaryota, Viridiplantae, Streptophyta, Magnoliopsida, Vitales, Vitaceae. Gene Ontology annotation, molecular function: oxidoreductase activity. The coding region runs from base 46 to 1023 and encodes 325 amino acids. The record is from RefSeq and is a predicted model, not a curated record.
CAUUCAUUUUAUCCAAAAGUAGCUUCAACAGUCAGGCCUGCAGUCAUGAAAGCCGUAGUGAUCACCACUCCCGGCGAUCCCCAAGUUCUCCAAGUGCAAGAAGUCGAAAACCCUGAAAUCGGAGAUAAUGAAGUUCUAAUUAGAGUGGAGGCCUCUGCUCUUAAUCGAGCGGAUACGCUUCAGAGGAAGGGCUUGCAUCCUCCCCCCAAAGGCAGCAGUCCCUACCCCGGUCUCGAAUGUUCUGGAAUCAUCGAAGCUGUUGGAAAGGCCGUCGUCCGAUGGAAGGUUGGCGAUCAGGUGUGUGCUCUUCUUGCUGGAGGAGGGUAUGCUGAAAAAGUGUCUGUUCCAGCUGGGCAAGUUCUUCCUGUCCCAUCUGGUGUUUCCCUGAAGGAUGCUGCUGCUAUUCCUGAGGUUGCAUGUACUGUUUGGUCAACUGUUUUUAUGAUGAGCCGACUAACUGCAGGAGAAACAUUUCUGAUUCAUGGGGGGUCAAGUGGAAUUGGUACCUUUGCUAUUCAAAUAGCCAAAUACAUAGGAGCAAGGGUAUUUGUUACAGCAGGAAAUGAAGAAAAAUUAGCUGUUUGCAAGGAUCUUGGAGCAGAUGUGUGCAUCAAUUACAAGACUGAAGACUUUGUUGCACGGGUGAAGGAGGAAACAGGAGGGAAAGGUGUUGAUGUUAUACUGGAUAAUAUUGGAGGAGCCUACUUUCAGCGAAAUAUCAAUAGUUUAAAUGUUGAUGGGAGGCUUUUUAUUAUUGGUUUUCAGGGUGGAACAGUUGCAGAAGUAAAUCUUUCAGGUUUACUUGCAAGGCGCCUUACAGUGCAAGCGGCUGGUUUGCGAAACAGAAGUCUGGAAAAUAAAGCUGCAAUUGUGAGUGAGGUGGAGAAGAAUGUUUGGCCUGCAAUCGCGGCUGGAAAGGUUAAGCCUGUGGUGUACAAGUAUUUUCCAUUGACGGAGGCAGCAGAGGCUCACCAGCUCAUGGAAAGCAGCAACCAUGUUGGGAAGAUACUGCUCAUUCCAUGAUGUUAUGGGUAUGAAUGGUCUUAUGCCUUAAAGAGGAUGGCAUGGUUUUUAUAACUCUUAGUGUGCAUCUACAUUCUACACUAUCUGAUACAAUGUGUGAUUGGCAGCUGUAGAUGGUCAAUGCUUAUUUUCUUAUGUAGCCCUGUCAUUUGAGAAUAAAAACCAGCCUUCUCGUCCAAACA